AUGGAGUCUUUGAACUCACUGAAGUACAAAUUUCAGUUGAUUUUAAGUCCCUUUCAAAGAUGUGAGCUGCUGCCCAAGCCUGCCACGUCUCGUAGCUGUGUGCAGGACUGUCCAGUACAAUGUGAGGUCUCUCCUUGGUCGGAGUGGUCACCCUGUCCACCCCAGAACUGCCAACCUAAUGGUACGAGAGCAGGACCGACCCAACAGUCGCGCUAUCGAGUGGUGGUGGAAGGCUCGGACUGUGGACCUCUGGAGGAGACCAGGGAGUGUUUCACCCCCAGUGAGCCAUGCCCUAGACACCAGUGGGGCACAGGAGAGUGGAGCCAGUGUCAGGUGGCUCAUGAUGUCCGCUGUGGCCAUGGGCUGAGGACUAGGGACUUGUGGUGCAAUGAGGAAGGUACAGAUCGCAAGGUGGAGCUCCGCUUCUGUCUUGCCACUCGGGCGCCGCUGCCUGUCACUGUGCAGCGUUGCCACAUGGACUGUCACGUACCAUGUCAGCUGACUGAGUGGUCCUCGUGGAGCCUGUGUCAGCAGCCUUGCUCCGGAAAACGCUCCCGGACCAGACAACUUAUCGGUCUGUCAGAAGCACAUGCUGUCUGUCAAGAGAUGCCUCUGGUGGAGACAAAACCUUGUCCUUGUGAGAUGUACUACUCUCGUCCCAUCUCUAAUUGGUCAAGUUGUCUGACCAAUGGCAGUGAGGGGUGUGGCCUCGGCACACGGUACCGAGCUGUCGGCUGCUACAAUGACAAGGAUCAGAUGGUGGACCCAAGCAUGUGUGGAGGAGGCUCUGGACUACAAGAGGAGCCCUGCCUGGUGCCUUGUCCUUUAGACUGCCAGUUGACUGAGUGGUCGGCCUGGGGAGACUGCAACGUCAGGUGUGGCCCCGGGCUGCAGAACCGCACAAGACAGGUGGCACAACCUGGUAAUGCAGGGGGUAGACAGUGUGGACCACAGACCCAGUGGAAGCUGUGCCAGGUGCCGUGUGAAGUGUUCCAGUGGCAGGUGGGAGGAUGGAGUGAGUGUAUCCUGAUACCAGCCGACCGCAAGCAAGGAUGUGGCACAGGAGACCAGUACCGUCAAGUCAGGUGUAUUGACACUCGGACAGACACACCUGUGGAUGACGAGUACUGUGAUUGGACAACACAGCCAGUGGACAUCAACGCUUGCCAUGUAGCCUGUCCAGGCGACUGUGUUCUCAGCGCUUGGUCGGAGUGGAGCUCAUGUCCUAAGGGUUGUGUGGGUAACGGACAGCAGCAACGGACACGCUCCCUGCUACGUGCUGCCGCCACCAGGGGAGCUACCUGUCAGCAUACAAUACAGACUCAGGCUUGCCAACUGAACAUCACCUGUUUCACCUACCAUUGGGUGGUGACCAACUUCAGCUCCUGUCUACCCCUGGGUGGCAGCCCCUGUGGUGAGGGGAUGACAACCAGAGCCAUCUACUGUCAGAGGAGUGACUCUAGGCCUGUGGAGGACAGCUGGUGCAGUGAGGAGACCAAGCCGACCCCGGCAGAGAAGUGGUGUUACGUAGACUGUCCAGUGGACUGCCACGUGGCGGAGUGGAGUGAGUGGAAUGCCACCCAGUGUCAAUGCGGAGAGACAGGUGUGAGUCGUCAUGCUUUCAUCUCCACCAACCCUUCGUCGUCUGGUCGCCCUUGUCCGUCACCCUUGGUACAGUGGAAGCCUUGCCCAGCCGUACCUUGCUACUCUUGGCAAACUGGACCCUGGUCUGAGUGUCAACUUCAUGGAGCAAUGUGCGGCCAUGGUGUGAGAAACCGUAAUGUGACAUGUGUCCGAGGAGGUGACAACAGCUCUGUGGAGGCAUGGCACUGUGCUGGCUCGGCCAAUCACAAGCCAGUGUCGUGGGAGACGUGUCACAUCCCGUGUGACAGUGAUUGUCAACUCAGCGAAUGGUCACAUUGGUCACACUGUCAUGGCGACUGCCUCAAGGAUACGACAGGCUAUGCUACCAGAUCCAGAGCAGUUCUGAGGCCACCGCAGUCCAACGGAGGGGAGCCUUGUCCCGAGGCAUUGUGGGAAACUCGAACCUGCGACCUCGGACCUUGCCUCACAUUCUCAUGGACAAUUGCUCCUAACGGACAAAUAGUCUGCCAACGCUCCGAUGGACUACAUGUCGUUGGUGGAUGUGACGGCAAGAAGAAGCCGACAUUGUGUGAAUGGAAGGGAGGCCGUUGCAACUGUAUAGACGGAGCCGUUGUCCAACCUCAGUUUGCUUGUCUAGAGCAAGCUCAAGUGCAAGCUCGCCUGUAUUACCCGAAAGACGACGACCUGAACGUGUGGAUGUUUGCAAUGAUCGGGAUUGGUUGCGUGUUCAUCGUGUUUGUGGCAGCCUCCAUCUUCUUGCUCUGGUCAGUAUACUCUAGCGCUCACCCCUGCAAAGACAACGCUGAUGAGUGCCAUCUGCUUGGCAUCAACGAUGGCAAAAACAACCUUAACGAUGACGAUGACAGUUAAGCUGCCCGUCCCGCGGUAGAUGGGGCAGAGUUCGCAUCCAAGAUGGGUUUCGUUUGAAUUUCGGAAGAAGAAAUAUCUACAAUGUCACCGUCAAGUCGAUGUAUUGGUGUUAUCUAGUCUUUAUUUGUUCCUCAUGCUAGCCCUUAAUUAGGUUCGAAAGUCAAAUAAGUGUCACCAUCUUGGCUAGACCUGACCCACUCUACAAGCACUGGGUUUUUGUGCAAAUUUUUUAUACAUAUCUCUUUUUACGGUCUUGGUAAACUUCGUGGCUGCAGGAGAGAAGGGCCCGGUUUUAUUCUAGAUCAAUGUAAAUUUUCUAUUUUUGCUUCGUAUUGUAUAUAAAAAGCGAGGUAGACACUAGUAACUUUGAAAAGUUUUUGAGCGAGCUGAACUGGUUUUAAAGCGUACUGCUGAUAAUUUUUGAAGGCUUUUUCGUAUUUUUGUUGUUUAAUUUGAAUAAGAAAUUACAGAAUAUGUGUAGCAUAAGUUGUGGAUUUGUUUGGUCGAAGAUGUGUUCAUUUCACUUUAUGUUGGCUGUGGCAAACUGUUUCACUCAUCAUGUGCAAUUCACAAAACUCACUUUCCAUCGCUUGUGCUGCCGAUUACAUCACCAUGUGAACUAAUAAAAGCCGUUUAAUAUUUUCAGUAAUACGGGGAAGCAGUCUAACGUUCGAACAAAGUAAUGGUAGACGAGGGUCGCCUAGAGCAAGACGACAUCGUCUUAGUCCUGACUAAAAGCUAAAUUACUUGAAAUGUUAACAAUUUUAAGUCAUUUUUUGUCAGUACGUACAAACUAGGUUCUAACAAAUUUUAGGAGAUCAAAUUUUAACUAAACAAUAUGCAAUAUUCAUAGAAAUACAUUAACUUGAUGUUAUACUUAUGUACUCGAAACUGUUGUUCGAGAUUUUUUAUUUUCCAAAGUUAACCCUUUUACAAGUGAAAUCCUUUUCACAAUCAGUUUUACACUUGAAACUAAUUGUUGAAAAUAGUACAAACUAGAGUGCUUAUGACAUUUUUGGAAUGUCAAAUAAUCAUGUUGUUUGUGAUGGUUGAAAACAAAGUAUUUUUCAGUAGUAUCAGCUUUAAAAGCAACAAUCCUAGCAGUAUUAUAUUUUGCUCAAAGCUGAUUAAGUUUUUUUGUAAUCAAAUUAAUGAUUCUGUAAAAGAAACCCAAUUGGAAUAUGUGAAAGGGAAUUCAUUGAGCUAAUUAAGAUAUUAUGUUGGAGUUGGAAAAGCCUUCAAAUGUUAUUGUAGAAAACAAAUUGUUAAGUUACAGAAGAGACAUACUUAUUAAGUCGUUGGAAGACAAUUCCAGGAUAAGGAACAGUAGCGAUACAUGGAUAUCAAAUUUCACAAUUCUACAGUAUUUGUCCAGUUGAGUUCUUUGAUUAUAUUUCCCUACUCUGAACAAGUCUGAAGUCAAUGUACUGUUGACCACUAACAAAUGAUUGCAGCAAAUUGAAUCCGAGCCAUUUCCGACAUUUUAGCGUUCCUUGUACGUUAGGAAAUCGUUUACGGUCAGUGUAGUUCAGUUUGUAAAUCAAUCCGAGCACAGUUAUCAGAUAGUUUUGCAGCACUUGACCUAGCUUGGCAAGGUUGUAGAAAGAUUGACUAUAUUAUGUAGCUUCUACCAUCAUAUCAAGACACCAAUUAUGUAAAAAACUGUUGCCAAUAGAGGAGUAUUUCGAGAAUAAAAAUAGGUUGUUUUAGUUUUUGAUUAAAGUAUUGAUAGAUUACAAUGUUAUCAAGUUAUUAUUUUAUUCCAAGGCUGAGAAUUAUAAUGCUGUCACUGUGGGUUUUCCAUCUCCUGGAACCUAACAGCUACCAAAGACUAAAUAGAAUUAAGAAACUUAAAAACUUGUUCCUCGAAGAACUCAGUUUUGUUGUCUGACAGCUGGAGUGUAAUAACAGUUUUUUUUUCUUUUAUUUAAAUUUAAUUUUGUGGUUGACUAUUAUCAGAAUGUUUGUUGUUGUUGAACAAAACUACCUAGUUUUUCUAGUUGAACAUAGACCUUCUAAAGCAAGAGGAAUGAACAUGAAAUGAAAUGAAAUGAAAAACGUUUAUUUAUCCCAAGAAUAUAAACUAAAACAGAGAGUAGCUAUACAACUUAACAGUACAAUAUUUCUAAAAUAAAAUAAAAUUUGCCUAACUUAUGGGAUAGGCCUACAUGGGGCAGGUGCCUGUGCGUAGGCCUGGAAGCAAAUUGAGGGCACACACUAAAAUUGGGAAGGUUUUUAAGCCUUGUUAAUUUAACUUGAUCGUUUAGCGGAUAAGAGAAUGUCGGCGACGACAACCAAAGCCAGUGCAAUCUAAGACAGGAGACAUUGUGAGGGCGAGGGGGUCGAAGGGUCAAGGAUUGUUUAGUCAGGGUCAAGUAAGGUUAGGUCUGAUCAAAGUUUCGGCCUCUUCAUUGGUAAUCGUCUGCAGUAAAACAAGCAUCUGUUUUUUGAAUUUCUGUAAUGAGGGUAAACUAAAAAUGUGUUGAAUAUUAUAUUUUUGAAUUAGAUUUCGAUAUAGAAUCUGAGCAACAUAAAAACAGUUAGUAGUUAGAACUGACUUAUGUAGCUGAGGGACAGAUAUUCCAACAUUGUGUGAAUAUCUUGUGUAGUGUUGAUGUGUGACUGCUAUAAGGAUCGUGUUUGAGUUUUUGAAUGUGCGACUAAGAAGAAACCGAAUGAAAAUAUGUCUGACUGGUAAUACUCCCGUCUCACGGAAUAGCGCAUCAGUGGAGUACCUUUUAUUUUUUCUAAAAGCUACUUUCAAAAUUGAUCUUUGGACCACAUUCAAGGGUUCCAAGGUGGUGUGAUAGCAUGCUCCCCAGCAGAUAAUACCAAAUGAAAUCAAGGAUUGUACAUAAGCGAAAUAGCGAAAUAAGCUCUCUUUACGUCCUCCUCGUCCAAAAUGACACUCAGUUGAUUAAAAGCAUAUAUGUAUUUACGAAUCCUUUUCUUUAAGAAAUCUACAUGCUCUGACCACCUCAUUCGGUAGUCAAAAUAAACACCUAAAUAUUUGUAAUAAUCUACUUUUUCAAUGUAUUCACAAUUACAAGAUAUACUGUUAUGGUCGCCACAACAAUGAAUCUUCAAAUUGUCUAGACUAUAAUCAGUGCUUGUACUGAGUGAUAUCGGAAGAAAUUUAGUCUUGUUCACAUUAAGUGAGAGCAUAUUUUGAUCUAGCCAUUUUUUUAGAAGUGAGAGGUCACGGAGAGCUUUAGACCUGACAUCCUCCCAAGAACGACCCUUUAACAAAACUAAUGUGUCGUCAGGAAAUAAAAAUAGUUCACCAUCCAGGUUCAGUUUUGAAAUGUUAUUUAUAUAGAUUAGAAAAAGUAUAGGCCCCAGAGUACUUCCCUGAAUGACCCCAUACUCAAUUGAAUUUGCAUCACUAUUCAUACCACAAAUGGAAACUACUUGAUGUCUGUCAGAUAAAUAGUUUUUGAACCAGGCGAGAGCAGUGCCUCUGACACCGAUCUGUUCCAAUUUUGUUAUCAACAAGUUUCUGUUAAUUGAGUCGAAUGCUUUUUUUAAAUCUAAGAAAAUUAACAUUGAACGAUUGUUAUUUGCCAUUGAGUUAUUUAUAGAUUUACAUACUUCAAAAAGUGCAUCAGAGAUGUUUUUAUCUUUUCUAAACCCAAAUUGUGAAUUAGAUAAUAUAUUGUUAUUAUGAAGGUACUCCACCAACUGCUCCUUGACAAUACGCUCUAAAACCUUGGAAAACACGCUUAACAAUGAGAUUGGUCUAAAGUUGUUACAGUCUUUUGGAUAACCUGUUUUAAAUAAAGGAAUUGCCUUUGCAGUUUUGAAUUGAGCCGGGAAUAUACCAGUCAGUAGAGAUAGAUUAAUUAUGUGUAGCAGCGGAAUGUAAAUUAUGAGUGCGUUUUGUUUAAGUAAAUCAGCCGAAACUUCGUCCAGACCCGGAGCUGAGCCACCGCGCAGCUCGGAGAUGUGUUGUAGUACGUCUUCAGAAACAGUUUGCAAUGUGAAAGUAGAGUCCAGUCUGUAGUCAGAGUCAACAACCACUGGGGUCCCACCCGCAUCUAUCUGCUUCGAUAGAUUUACUCCAACAGAAGCAAAGAAGUUAUUAAAAUCAUCUGCUAUCUCGUGUUUUGCGGCUUGAGUAUCAUGGGACAUGCUGGGAAUAAAUUUAUCAAUUGGAAAUGAAUUUUUAUUACGUGGCCUGCCAGCAAGAUCAUUGAUCAGUCCCCAAAACAAUUUUGGAUUCCUAUUGUUCUGGUACAAUCUUUCCCUGUAAAAAUCUCGUUUGGCUCUUUUUAAUAGAUUGCAUAGGUCAUACAUACCUGAAUGUUCACUAAUUUUCAAUCUUAUAAAAUGUAUACCGGUAAUCACUUUUAGUGUUAUAACCAAAGAGUGAAAGAUAUACCUUAAAAUGAGAAAGAAAUAUUUUAGUUGACAUCAGUGAAUCCAAAACGCAACUUAUAUGAAUUACACAUUAAAAUUUCAGGACAGAAUGAGAAGUUCAAAGUAUAUCAUUUGAACUAACCUUGCUUAGAUCUUUAUUCAGGUUCUACAACUGUUUUGUAAAUGGUGUAUCCGUUGAUAUGAAUAAAUAAAUAAAUAAGAUUUAUAAAAGUUACAAUAUAAGUAGACUCAACUAAUGAAAUACGGUAAUAGUCUAUUGGCAAAAGUUCCUUGAAUAACAUGAAGGAUUCUGCAUAUCCACAUUUAAUGUGUCUAUGUGAGGAUUUACUUUUCACAGAUCAUUCCAGUGUUGUUUUAAUGUUGUAUAAAAUGUCAUAGUUCUCUUACCUAGCAAUUAUUUCUAUAUCGCAAAAUCAGUUUUCUUCUACUGUAGUCUAUUUAAACCCUCGUGUGUGUAAUUAGACAUCUAUGUUUUAUACACUAGAUAUUUUAUAUCACAUAGAUGUUUUUGUACUGAAAGGUUUUAAGAGACGUCUACUAUAAGUUAUAGAUUGAUCGACAACAAACAGACAUUUGUAGCAGAUUUUUUUUUUUGAAUUUUUAAGAAGUACCUGAUUGAUGAGUAAACUGUUUUAUGCAGAAGUUUGCACAAUUUUAUCGUUUAUCACAAUGUCAACUAUCAGGCUCUGUUAUCAUGGGAUAUUCUUUUAAAAAUUGAACAGAAAAUUGUUUUUUGUUGUCAAACGUAAAUGUUUAAGAAGAGUGGGUAAGUAACAUCAGUCCCUAGCCCAACAAAAUUACAAGUUUAAUUUUGAAUAUUUAAUCAAUUCUGAUACUUUCUCCAGAAUGGAUACUAAAAACGUUGACUCAAUAAUUAAAAGUUAAAGUUUAAAAGACGGUACUUUGUUUUGAGCAAGAUACAAAGAGAAGUUAAAACCAAUUUAAGGACCAACCAAUGUCUUAUAAAGACGUAAUUUGUUACUUAAAUUAAAUAUUAAUAUCUGAAAUAAUGUGUACAUACUUUUAAGUAGCUUUUAUUAAAGCUUAUGCUGGAACUAGUACGUAAGGAAUGUUUUUGUUCAAUGAAAAUUGUCAGUUAAGAAUACUGAAGAUGGUUAUGUAGGUACUCUAAGCAUGGCCAAAAAAUAUUUUAACCUGUACCUAUCUAUUUAGUAUUUUAGCAACUUAAAGGAUGCAGUUGUUUUCAAAAAUAGCUAAAUAAUUAGCUCAUAACUAUACUGCUCGUAUAUUGACUUCUAAAAAUCUAAACUCAAGUGUGAAUAUUAUCUGUUUGUUGUUGAUGCUUGAUAAUUGAGAACCACACCUGUAAAACCCACAAGACAAACAUGUUAGCUGUAACAGGUUAUUUAAGCUUUUCCUCGUCUAUCCUUUGAGGGGAUUCUGAGUCUGAUUUCUGCGGUUGUGAUACGUUUUUGCUUCUUCUUUUAGUGUAAGAACAUCGAAUGUUACCACGGACAAUAUAAUUGUGGCAAGUGUUUGUUUCUGUUUUCCGUUAACAAUAUAGUGAGUGUUUAUUGUUAUGUUUGUUACUUGUUAGAUGUUUUAUGUAUCAUUUGGCUUAUCACAGAAAAAAAUGUUCAAGUAACAAUGGUAAAGCUUUUAUUAGAUGCUUACACAUUUUGUUGGAUGUAUAAUUUUUACCUAUGUGGUAUGGUCAAGUAUAUUCUAAUUUAGAUUUACAAAUACCCUUGGCGGUCUCAAACUAUGUUUUCAAACAUCUUCAAAGUCCAAGAAAAACAUUUUAUCAUCAAAAAGCUUUAUUGACAAUUUCAACAAUCAACUAAAUAGAUUCAAGACUCUGACAUGUACAACAGCAAAUUAAAUAUUGAUCUUAUAGAGUUCUAUCAACAGAAAUUUACAUUACCACAUUCAAGAGCAGAAAACAACAUUUACAUUCUGUUGUAAUAUUUUCAAAAUACAUUGACUACGUAUGUUGACUAUUGUUACUUGAAAAUACCGUAGGAUCAUACCACUUUACUCAUUACUUGUCCACAAGCCUGUAAACCCAAGGUUGUCUCUCGUUCAUCUUGCGAGGUGCUCUGAUAAGGUUGUGUAUCGUAGACUAGUUGUUGGACCUAUUCUAGAUUUUAUAUUGAUAUUACAUGUAAAUAGUUUGAUAUUUGUUCGGUCGGCUUUCGUUCCUGACGCACAUGUUAAUCUAUUUUGACUAGCACUGUGGCAUUCCCUACAGUUUCUUUAGGUUUUUGCUGGAUCUAAAUGUGUACAUCGAACUUGUAUUGUCUACCUAAGGUUCAGUAAUACUUGGAAUAAUUCCUACGUCUAGUUUUAGUUGAUGGUUCGAAAGGGGGAAAACAAAAUUUUUCAUCAGUCGGGGGAAAAUUAAUAAAAAGUAAUUUAUAAAAAAGUUCAUUGUAUCUAUGUAUAUUUAAAAUAAUCUAUACAAAAUCCAUGACAGUUAAAACUGGAGAUUGGGUUUCUGUAGUUAUACACAAACUGGAUUCGUACAUCUACAUAUCUGGCCUAUAUAUUUUGAGUAGACACUAGACAAUAUUGUAUGUGUAUAAGCUUGUAUAUAAAUGUUGUAUACAAUAAGCUAUAUUAUAAAAUAGUGGGAAACUGUCCAUUUACCUUACUUUUUGUAUGUUUAUUGUCGUGUAUGUUAUAUAAAUAUAAAAUGAGUAUAAUAAAA
Messenger RNA from Macrosteles quadrilineatus (aster leafhopper), 9526 nucleotides. Its product is annotated as thrombospondin type-1 domain-containing protein 7B-like. Lineage: Eukaryota; Metazoa; Arthropoda; Insecta; Hemiptera; Cicadellidae. The record is from RefSeq and is a predicted model, not a curated record. The transcript has 15 exons. The coding region runs from base 1 to 2475 and encodes 824 amino acids.